Pollicipes pollicipes is the source of this 1656-nucleotide messenger RNA. RefSeq names its product transcription factor EB. Gene Ontology annotation, molecular function: RNA polymerase II cis-regulatory region sequence-specific DNA binding; DNA-binding transcription factor activity, RNA polymerase II-specific. Bases 33 to 659 code for a protein of 208 amino acids. The transcript has 4 exons. Gene Ontology annotation, cellular component: nucleus. NCBI's taxonomy places the organism in Eukaryota, Metazoa, Arthropoda, Thecostraca, Pollicipedomorpha, Pollicipedidae. The record is from RefSeq and is a predicted model, not a curated record. Gene Ontology annotation, biological process: regulation of transcription by RNA polymerase II.
GCGGCGACGCAGGCGGCUCGUGAGCGCCGGUGAUGGCCGACUCUGGCGUGGCGUUCACCAUGGAGGACCAGUCGCCGGCCUGGUACUUGACCCCGGACCGGCGGCUGGGCUGCGGUCCGGCGGCGGUGGAGGCGCCCGGCCAGCGGCGCCGGCUGCCCGACGACGUGCUGCACCCGAUGGUCAACAUCAAGUCAGCGCGCACCACCUCCCGAACGCAGCUGAAGCAGCAGCUGAUGCGUCAGCAGGCCGAGGAGCAGGAGGCACGCGAGCGCUCGCUCCGCCUGCUGGCACUCCAGCAGCAGCAGCAGCAGCAGCAGCAGUCGUCUCCGGUGCCCACGCCGCAGGCAGUGCCCAGGCUGGAGAGGGUGGACGUGCCCAACAAGGUGCUGCAGGUGGAGACUCGUCUGCAGCACCCGACCCCGUACCACAUGCUGCAGAACCAGAAGCGCCAGGUGCGGGAGUACCUGUCGCACUCGGCAGAGUCGCCGCCGGCCGGGCCGGUCGAGCCGCCAGCCGUCAUGUCGCCCCUCUCCAACCAGACGAGCGCCUCAGAGGCCACCGAGGUGGAUGAACUGCUUGACAACAUACUCAGUCUCCAGAGCGACCAUGCCGACUCCGCGGGGAACGUGAGUUGUGUGAGCGUCAAUUUUGGAAACUGACCACGGUGGUCUCCGUGUAUUGCACUCAAUGUACGCAAUCAUUGUACACGCAAUGUACGCACUCAAUGUACGCAAUGUACGCAAGGUUUGGCGUAAAAUGACAGCUAUUCAUAGUACCGUAUCCGAAGUCUGUUCAAAAGUGUCAUUUUAAUGCUCCUGCAGGUUCGCUGAAAAACCGUGUCAUUUCUAUGCCUCAACUGGUAGCUGCAAUGCGCACUUUUACUUCUGCCCGCGUGCCAAGCACAUGUACCUCACCCCUUUCCCAUGGACUCGUUCCAUGCGUCAACCGUGCGGUUGUGAUCGGAGAGCCAAGGGAGAGAGGUGCCAGUCGGACUCCUCAGACCGGUAGUUGGCUAGGACAUGCGCCAAUCAUCUCACAUCAUUUCACUCUGUUUAGUUCCCCGUCCAUGUAACCCGAGGCCGCACAGUGCAAAAAAUGGUAUCACGUUUGUUUAACGGUGUCAUUUGUGAAUGUUUCUCACCUGUGUCUACCUCGCGCGUUUGUGGUAGGGGAUGGACAUGAUAAGGUUUCUAAAACGUGUAUGUUGAACUGCAUUGAUUUUUAGCGACUUAAAUUUCGUGAAUAGCAGUGCAGGAUUUACUGGAUUUACAACGGGCCUGAUUCUGUCGCGUUUGCCAUUCAGUGUUCUUGCUACGAAGAUCACUAGACGCACUGUUUAGACGACUUGUCACUGACCCCAUUCUGACCGUACGCACCCGAUUGUGACACAGUUGGCGCAGCUGACACAGCUGACAUGGCUGGCUGAGUCUGACUGCGUGUUACAACGCAGCCAUACAAUAAUUGGCGGGGUCUGCUAGGCGCACAAGCAUGUGCGCAGCAUUUAGAAGACCACAGUUCACAUACAGAUCCUCAGAUUGAUCCGUUACACACGGGCCUAGCUCCUCCUGGCAGUUCAUUUGAAAAGCGCUUGCAGUUUUUUUAUUCUUAGAAUGGGUGGUUUAUGCGUUUCAGAUGGUCAUGUCACAGGCUCAUUGG